Terrapene triunguis (Three-toed box turtle) is the source of this 1642-nucleotide messenger RNA. RefSeq names its product immunoglobulin superfamily member 1-like. The record is from RefSeq and is a predicted model, not a curated record. The transcript is spliced from 9 exons. The annotation marks the transcript as partial. Lineage: Eukaryota; Metazoa; Chordata; Testudines; Emydidae.
GAGAGUGCAGAGAAACCAUCUGAUGGGGAAGAAAAGGGCCGAGCGCAUCACGGGCUUCCUGGGGCUGCAGCCCCCGGCGCAGUUCCUCAUUCCGCUCGCACUCGGGCCUCAGGCUCGGUGGAGCUCAGCACCAGGAUGUUGGUGGCAGCGCUGAGGGGCCCCCACUGCCCCGUCAUGGCAUCUGCUCUCACCGUCCUCCUCGGCUGCUGGCUGGCCGGGCACAGCGGGGUGUGGGGAGGGCGUGAAUUUCUCAAACCCACCAUCUGGGUGAGCCCCAGCAGGGUGGUGGCGCUCGGGGGAAGCGUCACCAUCCGCUGUGAGGGUUUGUACCCAGGCAUGAAGUUCUUUCUACAUAAAGCUGGACACCCGAACCUGCAGGAGCAGUCGGUGCCUGAUGGGACCGUGGCUGAAUUUCCCAUCCGCAGUGUCGGCCGGGAAGAUGGAGGGAGCUACACCUGCGACUAUCGCUCCAUAACGGAUCAGAAUAUCACAUCGCAACUCAGCGACCCCGUCAAGAUCAUUGUAGGAGAGCCCAGCUACCCCAAACCCAGCAUCUCCCUGAGAACCAGCAGGGGGGGAGCUGUGAGCAUCUGGUGUCGGGGGCAGCACCGGGGCGUGCGGUUCGUGCUGAAUAAAGAGCGACGCCAUUUUGAAGCUAUGGAUUCAGACGACUUUGAGGCUGUGUUUCCCAUCAGCAACAUGAGCCGGGAACAGAGCGGGAGCUACAGCUGCUCCUAUCACAGCCGAUCGGAGCCGUUCGCCGUGUCGUACCCCAGCGACCCCAUGGAGCUGGUGGUGAGAGCAGCCUCCCCGGAUUUCAACAAAACCAACGUCGCCCGCCUGGGGCUGAGCGCCGUGGUUGUGCUCGUCCUGGGGCUGAUCCUGGCUGAGGCCUAUUACAGCCGCCCAAGGGGAGAGCCUGGAUCCAGCCGUGCAGGGAAGAGAAUCUCCCUGGGGUACGAGCCACUUUACCGCUUGGUGGAGCUGGGCACUGGGGUGUUGGUGGCAGCACUUAGGGACCCCCACUGCCCCAUCAUGGCAUCUGCUCUCACCAUCCUCCUUCUUGGGUGUGAAUUUCGCAAACCCACCAUCUGGGUGAGCCCCAGUAGGGUGGUGGCGCUCGGGGGAAGCGUCACCAUCCGCUGUGAGGGUUCGGACCCGGGCAUGGAGUUCUUUCUGCGUAAAGCUGGACACCUGAAUCCGCAGGCGCAGUCAGUGCCUAAUGGGACCGUGGCUGAAUUUCCCAUCCCCAGUGUCAGCCGGGAAGAUGGAGGGAAUUACACCUGCGACUAUCGCUCCAUAGCAGAACAGAAUCACACAUCGCAUCCCAGCGACCCCAUCAAGAUCAUUGUAGGAGAGCCCAUCUACCCCAAACCCAACAUCUACCCGAGCCGAAGCAGGGGGGUCUCCUUGAGGGGAACUGUGGCGAUCUGGUGUGAGGGGCAGCGCCGGGGCAUGCGGUUCGUGCUGAAUAAAGAGCGACGCCAUUUCCAACCUAUCGAUGCGACUGGGUUUAUGGUUGUGUUUUCCCUGAGCAACGUGAGCCGGGAGGACGGGGGGAGCUACCGCUGCUACUAUCACAGCAUAGUGGAUCCGUUCAACAUGUCAUACCCCAGCGACCCCAUGGAGCUGGUGGUGAGAG